UUCCGCGGAUUCCACAGGGUCAUUCCGGACUUGCCACUCCAUUGCAAUGGAGAGGAUUCGCAUGGUUUGGUUUUUGCCCAGAUGACAAAAUUUGGAAGAAAACGAAACCCCCCUCAGCAAGAGGCAAUUUCACCGGCAGAGCGCCCUGGCCCGCCCCGCGCUGCGGCCGGGGAAGCGGCCCCGGCCGGGAGGAGCGGGGAGCGUCUGCUAAUUGCAGCUUCGUUAGAUUUCGGGUUUGGGAGGCUGCGGUUCGGGCGCUAAUAUCCGCCGCCCAUUAUCCUGGCUAAUAAAUUUGACCUAUUGUUCGUUUGUUAAAAUGAUGUCACCUUGGAACAGUCCCUAAGCUCCUAUUUCCAUGAAUUAGGCCUUUAUUGAAAGCCGGGAGCCAAUGGGAGGAGAGAGGCUUGUUGAUCGCAGCCAAUGGCUGCGGCGGGAGAGGAAUUAGCAGCGGAAACUCCAGGUUCGGUUCAAGAAAGAUGACACAGAGCCUGUCGGGCCCGCGCACUCUUGGCAAAGUUUCAGUGCAACGAGAGGCGCCGGGCGCUCCAUGGCCGCGCCGUAACAGGGACCCAGCCGCCUCCCCGCCCAGCCCAGCCCAGCCCUUCCGCCCGCCCAGGAUGGAGGCGCCCGCCAGCGCGCAGACCCCGCACCCGCACGAGCCCAUCAGCUUCGGCAUCGACCAGAUCCUCAACAGCCCGGACCAGGACAGCGCACCGGCCCCGCGGGGCCCCGACGGCGCCAGCUACCUGGGAGGGCCCCCCGGGGGCCGUCCGGGCGCCACAUACCCGUCUCUGCCCGCCUCCUUUGCCGGCCUCGGCGCGCCCUUCGAGGACCCGGGAUCUUACAGUGUCAACCUGAGCCUGGCGCCCGCCGGAGUGAUCCGAGUGCCAGCGCACAGGCCGCUGCCCGGGGCCGUGCCACCGCCUCUGCCUAGCGCGCUGCCCGCCAUGCCCUCCGUGCCCACGGUCUCCAGCCUGGGCGGCCUCAAUUUUCCCUGGAUGGAGAGCAGCCGCCGCUUCGUGAAAGACCGCUUCACAGCGGCGGCGGCGCUCACGCCCUUCACCGUGACCCGGCGCAUCGGCCACCCCUACCAGAACAGGACACCGCCCAAGCGUAAGAAGCCGCGCACGUCCUUUUCUCGGGUGCAGAUCUGCGAGCUGGAAAAGCGCUUCCACCGCCAGAAGUACCUGGCCUCCGCCGAGAGGGCGGCGCUCGCCAAGUCCCUCAAAAUGACGGACGCGCAGGUCAAGACCUGGUUCCAAAACCGGAGGACCAAAUGGCGGCGGCAGACGGCGGAGGAGCGGGAGGCGGAGCGGCAGCAGGCGAGCCGGCUCAUGCUGCAGCUGCAACACGACGCCUUCCAAAAGAGCCUCAACGACUCCAUCCAGCCCGACCCUCUCUGUCUGCACAACUCGUCGCUGUUUGCUCUGCAGAAUCUGCAGCCCUGGGAGGAGGACAGCUCCAAGGUCCCCGCCGUCACUUCUCUGGUGUGAGCCACGGAUC
Molecule: messenger RNA, 1503 nt
Organism: Acinonyx jubatus (cheetah)
Lineage: Eukaryota; Metazoa; Chordata; Mammalia; Carnivora; Felidae
Gene: TLX3
Product: T cell leukemia homeobox 3
Exons: 3
Coding region: 477-1493 (338 amino acids)
Biological process (GO): regulation of transcription by RNA polymerase II; animal organ development
Cellular component (GO): nucleus
Molecular function (GO): DNA-binding transcription factor activity, RNA polymerase II-specific; RNA polymerase II cis-regulatory region sequence-specific DNA binding
Source: RefSeq, a predicted model, not a curated record